Dermochelys coriacea (leatherback sea turtle) is the source of this 2878-nucleotide messenger RNA. RefSeq names its product CCN family member 2-like. NCBI's taxonomy places the organism in Eukaryota, Metazoa, Chordata, Testudines, Dermochelyidae. The transcript has 7 exons. Gene Ontology annotation, molecular function: integrin binding; heparin binding. Gene Ontology annotation, cellular component: extracellular region; extracellular matrix. The record is from RefSeq and is a predicted model, not a curated record. Bases 651 to 1937 code for a protein of 428 amino acids. Gene Ontology annotation, biological process: signal transduction; cell adhesion.
UGUGUGCUGAAAACAUGCCCAGUGUUGCUUAACAAUAAUUAUACUAAUAAUAUUUCUGUAGUGCUGCCUGCUCCAUCGCACAUCCUUGAUAGAUAGAGAAACUCAGAGACAGAGGUGAAGGGCACACAAUGACUCACCAGCAGAGCCAGAACGACCCGUCAGGAGUUCCUGGACCCCCCCACCUUGCUACCUGUGCCGCCAUUUCCCAGCUUCCUGUGGCCAGACCAAUCAAAAGUGCCACCUCGUGCCGCUCUUGGAAUGUUCACAAGCCGAGAGACCUGAUUGGUGCAAAGCACGAUAUGCUCUUCUACAAGGUUCCUGGAUCCAGUUCCCAGGCCUGGUCUGUCACUCCCCAAGCCAGCAUGGACUCUGGGCUCAUCUAACCUACGGGGAAUAUAGCAGCCUACCUACAGCAUCAGAGCUAUGUCUCUAUAACCCUGUAGUGUAGCCGCAAGCUGCAGCUACGGAAGGGGCUUUUCAUCACGCUAGGAACUCUGCCUCCCCAAGCGACAGUAGCUAAGGUGAUGGAAGCAUUCUUCAGUAGACCUAGCCACGUCUGCACCAGCGGUUAGGUCGACAUAGUUACAGCACUCAGGGGGGUGGGUUUUUCAGACUCCUGAGCACCACAGGAUUUGAUUUCCCCAAGUGGAAUGCAGCUGAGUCCCAGACUCCACCAGCAGCCCCGUGACCACCAGGCGCACAGGAAUCUGCUAAUGUUCUCUGGAAUUCGGACACUUUUUGGUUCACCCAGUUUGGGCCGCUCUCCAGCUUGUCACUCAAGUGCAGGGCACACCCCGUCAGGAGGCUAUUUAAAGAAGAGCCUGUGUGCAGCAUUCUCCAAACAGAGCAGAGAGCGAGCGAGCUGUCAGUCUGAAACCCCAUCCCUCUUGCUCAGGAUGUGUGACAGCUUUGGGAUAAUAACCCGGUCUCUGUUCCUUCUCCUCCUUGCGCCUGGCUGGGCAGAGUCACAGACGUGCUCGUACCCAUGCCAGUGCCCCUCUGAGCCGCUGCAGUGCCCUGUUGGCACCAGCCACGUGUGGGAUGCCUGCGGAUGCUGUAAGGUGUGUGCCCAGCAGCUGGGUGAGCUGUGUUCCCUUCAGACACCCUGCGAUCACCACAAGGGACUCUACUGCGACUUCUCCAAAAUCCACAGAGACGUCGGGAUCUGCUUAGCCCACGAGGGGGCCACCUGUGACCUGCUGGGAAAGAUCUAUCACAAUGGUGAGAGCUUCCAGCCCACCUGCAAGCUGCAAUGCAUCUGCAUGGACGGCGCCAUCGGCUGCAUCCCCCUGUGCUCCGAUGACCUGCGGCUCCCCUCUCCGGACUGCCCGAACCCCCGCUGGGUCAAACUCCCAACCCAGUGCUGUGAGGAGUGGAUCUGUCAAGGGGGCAGCCAGGAAACAGCCCUGGCAGUUUACAGGGAGAACCCAGUGCCCAGGCCUGAGCUGAAUGACCUCCAGGAGAACUGCCUAGUCCAGACCACCGAAUGGAGUGCCUGCUCCAAGAGCUGUGGGAUGGGCAUCUCCACCCGCGUUACCAAUGACAACCCCCAGUGCCGCCUGGAGAAGGAGAGCCGGCUCUGCAUGGUCCGGCCCUGUGACUUCCCCAGGGAGAAGAUCAUCAAGAAAGGAAAGAAGUGCGUGCGGACCCCAAAGUCCCGCCGGGGAAUCCGCUUUGAAUUCUCAGGUUGCACCAGCGCCCACUCUUAUUGGCCCAAGUUCUGUGGUAGCUGCACAGAUGGCCGCUGCUGCACACCCCACACCACCACCACUGCAGAGGUGGAGUUCAGGUGCCCGGAGGGGGACUUCUUUCAGCGUAAGAUAAUGUUCAUCAAGACGUGCUCCUGCCACCAUGACUGCCCCAGGGACAACGAUAUCUUCCUGGCUACCUACCGCAGAAGGAUGACCGGUGACCAUGUCAAGAUACAGAGGCAGUAGCCCCUCCUCUCCCUGGUCAGGCCAAUGCGUUGAGUGCUCUCAAGUCCCUGGCGAGCUGGUUCCUUUUGAGGAUGUUGAGGCAGAACGAGGCGAGCCUGGAAACAGAGAUGGGCCUGGACUGAAAUCCUGAUCCAAAUUCCCCAGACUUUGAGGCAGUUUGGAUCCGGAUCUAAGCCUUGUGGCCCAGGCCCAUUUCUAGCGGAAAGUGCAGUGGGUGAACAAUUUCUUAAAGCCCCUGCUGUGCCGGUACCUGGCAGCAAACCCAGGGCAGCAGGCAAAGGAGAGGUCCAGGAAGUCUGAAUGUAUAUCAAUGUGCUAGGCCUGUUUCCCAUUAAACAACAGACUAGGGCCCUGGUGCAUAGGCAUCUGUCUUUUUGCAAUGCAUCCCUGUAAAUGAAAGUAGUCCUGGCCCAGUGAUGGGUUAGUGCUCUGGUUGUCAGUUACUCUUGACUUAUUGACACCUGCCAUCUCUUGGUGCUGUUUGACAAAUUCUCUUUCCCUGCUCAGUGCCUCUGUUUGAUACCCUAUGUCCCAGAGCAGUCAGCAGCUCAAGAGCCCUGUGCAUCCACUAGCAUCUCUGACAUUAGCCAUUUUUCAAAAGCCAGAUGACCCUGCAUGUGCCCUGGGGUCUACUGAGAAUGGGAGAGAGAGUUACAAGGGAAACAAUGUGUUGGCCAGCUGGUUCCAUUGCAAGAGACCUAACAUUGCUGUGUGGCUUUCUUUGGAAAAUCCAUACCCAGUACGAGGCAUCUCCAUAGACGAUGGGGCUGUGGUGGGCUGUCACUAAGUUUCAGUUGUAGAGUCUUUAUUCCUGAUGGUGUGUGAACAGGAAGAACCCAGCUUAGGUCAGAUCCCAGGGAGAGUUUGAGGUGCUGGAAGGAAAAAAAAACAAUCUUUAACUGUAAACUGAGCAUAUUUGACCUGGAGUUAUUGAGACAACA